This is a messenger RNA of Lates calcarifer (barramundi perch), 1198 nucleotides long. RefSeq names its product coiled-coil domain containing 167 (gene ccdc167). NCBI's taxonomy places the organism in Eukaryota, Metazoa, Chordata, Actinopteri, Centropomidae. Bases 96 to 413 code for a protein of 105 amino acids. The transcript has 4 exons. The record is from RefSeq and is a predicted model, not a curated record.
ACAAGGAAAAAAUAAACAUUGCGAAGAAGAAAAAACACUUCCGUACAGUCAGAGUUUACUUCAGCCAGCCUCUCAGUAGUGGGACCCGUAACAAAAUGGCUAAACAAAAAGACAAAAGGCGAGAGAAAAUCAGCGUCGCCACGGAGAUUGACCGUUUGGAGGAGCGACGGGCGCGUUGCCAGGACAACCUGGAGAGGGCGGAGUUCAGGAGCAGGAAGGAGAAGCUCUCUGAAAAGGAGAGGCAGGAACUGGAGGAUGAAAUGGCAAUCAUGAAUGAAAGGGUGCAAAAGUUAGACAAGGAGCUGGAGACCUUACGAGGAGAAAAUCGGAAGAACAUGCUGCUGUCAGUCGCUCUGCUUGUUAUCAGUGCUCUAUUUUACUACAUGUUUUUCUACAAUGAAGAAGACUCAUGAUACCACCCAGAAUCUUAAGGGGACAUAUUUCUCUUCAAAGAGCAACAGCCUCCACACACAUGAAAAAUAGCUGAAAAGCUGUGUGGAUGAAAUACCUCAAUUCUGCCUCUAGAUGGCAUCAUUUCAUUUUCUUUGUCUCAUCUUAUCAAACUGGUUUUAACCUGCACAGUCCAAAACCCCACCACUGAAACUGGAAACUGGUAACUGGUGUUUUAACCAUGUUUGAAUACUUAUUAAUGGCCUGUGCUUCCUUCGUCAUGAUCUCUCUGUCAACUGAAUAUGACUAUUUCAACAGCAUUUUUGACACUUUGACAUUUGGAUAGUUAUACCCGGCUAUGAGAUGACAAACCUGCAUGCUGGACAUCUGCACACUACUGCAGGUGACCAGGAUUGUAUCACCUGUAAACCAUCACUUGUAACACAUACUGUAUAAGGUGAAGUAAGCGAGCAUCUGUUGUCUUUUCCUCAGCUUGUACACAGUCACAGUUUCAUUGCUGUGUAAAAAAACCUUACUGUUUAUUUUGAUAUUCAACAUGAAGAGAAAUUGAGAUACAGCUUGUCACUUAAAUAACCAAGUUUGCCUCAUGGCACAAAUGGACCAAUGUAAUAUUGCAGCAUUUUAUAUAAUAUACAGAAGAGACACUUGGUGCCAAUCAAGACUGCCAUAUAAAUAAAUAUACAAUAAAUAAUAGUGCAUGAGCCACAUAUUGUAUAUGUACAUGUCAGACAGUUAAAUGGAUGGAAAUGCUACUGCAAGUAAGGAUCUAUUUGCUUUUCUUUGUUAA